Molecule: messenger RNA, 1339 nt
Organism: Octodon degus (degu)
Lineage: Eukaryota; Metazoa; Chordata; Mammalia; Rodentia; Octodontidae
Gene: Cnpy1
Product: canopy FGF signaling regulator 1
Exons: 5
Coding region: 770-1339 (189 amino acids)
Cellular component (GO): endoplasmic reticulum
Source: RefSeq, a predicted model, not a curated record
GAGGAAGGACCAGCGCCCCACAAAGCUCUUAAGAAAGGAAGAAAUCCUGUGAUCCAUUCCUUCUAGAAUAAUCAGAUUUGGUUUCACUCUGGUGUUUGAGACAGGGUACUGCUAUGUCGCUCAGGCCAGCCUUGAGCUUGCUACGUAGCCUGGAAUCCACAAGGACCCUCCUGCCUCAACCUCUUGAGUGCUGGGGAUACAGCUAUGUGCCACUAGGCCUCACUGGAACAAUCAGAUUUUAGAAUCUGAAGACACCUUGCACAAUAAAGAAACUGAGGUCACGUGGGAAUCAAGGACCUGGCAGAAGCUGCCUGUCCUGGCUGGAUCGGAGUCAGGGGUGAGUCUGCUGGAGGGAGAUCACCCUUUUGGGGAACUUGCUUUCUCUGCCACUCGCUGCCCAGCCUGUGGCACACAGAAACAGCUGGGACGCUGUGUCCCCAGCCUUGGCGGUGGCAGUAGGCACGUUCAGCAGCUGAGCACCUGAAGGCACGUGAUAGACGGAACCUUCCUGCCCCAGCCUCUUCAGAGCCCAGCUGCAGAAGCUGGCACCGGUCGGACACCGCACACCACGGCGGGGCACAGGCCCACGGGCAGCCGCCACCAGGAUGGAACCUGGAACUGGAAGAAAGUACCAGCGAAGCAGGAAAGAGAGGGUCGAAACACCUUCCAGCUCUGCGUUGGGUUGGUGCCUUGCGCAACCAGAAGACGGACGGACGUUGUCCUCAGCAGAGAAGGAGGGCGGGGCAGGGUGCUGCCGCCUGAACAGCAAAUGUUUGCCCACUGCGUGAAGUCGCAACGGCGCGGCCCUGGCGGCCUCGGCCAACUGUUUGUUCACCUUUCGCCGGCCACCUGUCACAUGUAUCAUCUCCAUGGAGUACAGGAAGUGGCAUGCAGGGCGCUGAUGGAUGAAGUGGAGUACGAUGUCACCAAGGCUCGGCAGAAGAAGGCCAAGGUGGGCUCCUACCGGAUCAGGCCUGACGGGACACAGGAGCGGAGAAAGGUCCCCCUGGUCCAGUCCGAGGCGUUCCUCAUCGACCUUCUGGAUAAGGUGUGUCAGCGGAUGAACGAUUACCAGCUCGACGAGGACCCUGUGACUAAAGAGAAGUACUUCCGGAGGUACGCUCCGCGGAAAGGAGACAAGAUAUACAAGGAGUACAAGAGGUUCUAUUACUACUCUGACGCCUACAAACCUCUCAAGUUCGCGUGCGAGAACAUAAUAGAGGAGUAUGAGGAUGAAAUACUCGCCCUUAUCGCGCAGGAGGCGCACCACUUCGCUGACAAGCUGUGCACUGGAAAAUCAGGUCUGUGUGGAGCCUCGGGUAAUCACACUGAAUUCUAG